Molecule: messenger RNA, 1572 nt
Organism: Zea mays
Lineage: Eukaryota; Viridiplantae; Streptophyta; Magnoliopsida; Poales; Poaceae
Exons: 2
Coding region: 97-1353 (418 amino acids)
Source: RefSeq, marked validated
CAAACACAUAGCGGCGACCGGCGACGAGCGGAAGCCUUCCUCCAUCUUCAGGCUGCUAGUACUCAGUAGUCAGUACAGUACAGUGGUGCCGACGACAUGACGAAGAUCUCCCGCUCGUUGCUCGUCGUCAUCGCGCUGGUCCUCCUCGGCCCUCACCUCCCGCCAUCCGAGGCGCUGACGCCCAAGCAGGGCGUCAGGUCCAAGACCUUCCUGUCCCCGCCCAUCCUGCUUCGCCCGGGCGACGUGGCCGACAAGUUCUACUACGACAUCCCCUUCCCCCGGGGCCACCUGGCGCUCAAGAGCUUCAACGGCGAGGUGGUGGACGAGCGCGGCGCCCCCGUGCCGCUCCACGAGACGUACCUCCACCACUGGGUCGUGCAGCCCUACUACGCCCUGGUAGUAUCGGCGGAGGGCGGCAGCAGCCGGCCGCGGACCAUCCCGGCGCGCAACGCCGGCGUGUGCAGCGGCCACACGCUGGGCCAGUACUACGGGCUGGGGUCCGAGACCCGGCGCACGGCCACGUGGGUGCCCGACCCGUACGGCAUCGAGAUCGGCGACCCGGCCGCGGCGCCCGCCGAGGGCUACGAGCAGCGCUGGCUGCUCAACGUGCACGCCAUCGACACGCGCGGCGCCGCCGACCGGACGAUGGCGUGCACCGAGUGCCGCUGCGACGUGUACAACGUGACGGCGGACUGGCGCGGGCACGCCAUCGAGCCCGGGUACGCCGGCGGCCUGCGCUGCUGCUACGACGGCACGCGGUGCGGCGCCGCGGCGGAGGGGGCUGAGGGGAAGGCCAGGACUGUGUUCCUGCGCUACACGGUGAUGUGGCGCGACUGGAGCCCCGCGGCGGUGCUGCCCGUGCGGAUCUACAUCUUCGACGUGGCCGGCUGCGGCGUGGAGUACGACGUGGAGGAGCAGUGCAGCGGCGGCGCGGGCGGGGAGUGCGUGCACGUGAAGACGGCCACGCAGGCGCUGCCGCGGGGCGGCGACGUGGUGUUCGGCGUGGCGCACCAGCACGCGGGCGGCGCCGGCGCGUCGCUGCACGGCGCCGACGGCCGCCUGCUGUGCGAGUCCGCGGCCACGUACGGGGGCGGGCGGGAGGCCGGGGACGAGGCGGGCUACAUCGUCGGCAUGUCCACGUGCUACCCGCGCCCGGGCGCCGUCACGGUGCGCGACGGCGAGCCGCUCACCGUCGUGUCCAGGUACAGCAGCGACCGGCGCCACACGGGCGUCAUGGGCCUCUUCUACAUCCUCGUGGCCGACCACGCCCGGCAGCUGCCGCCGCAGGAGGGCCUGUGCUUCAGCUUCCCGGUCCCAUGGUGCCUACCGUCAUGGCUGUCGAGCAACCUGUGAGAUCUUUUGGUGUUGAAAGCUGGUGCUAUGUUCUAAUUAGCUGCUUGGUUAGGGUUCGGUUCGGGGCUGGUGAUGGUAGGGCAAAGCAAGGAAGGCCGCGUGGGUCCUUGCGUUACUCAUACAGUAGUAGUAAUGUAAAAAUAUAGAAGCAGCGGUCAGUCUACUCUGCUGUUGCUGUAUUAUACAAUAACCACGUCGCUCCCUCCGUUUGACUUCUCC